AAAAACAGUGAAACUGGUAAAUUGCUCUAGAAAAACCUGGAAACAAGAUGUUGCAUUGAAGACUGGUAACUUAAUUAUAUUUUAAAGGAGAAGAUUUUUAUUCCAUGAGAAAUAAAGCUCUUCAUUCAUUUCGGAGUAAAAAGAUUCAUCAAAUUAUAUUUUUUUACGCAUGAUGAAAAGGAAUUAGUUUGGUGAAAUGUUUUUAAUUUACAAACGUCGCUGUCGAUCGUCGGUUCCAUUUUUUGCCACUGUUAUCAUCUAUACAUUUUUCCAUUUCUUGCCUCCUAAUUCUUUGAAUUCUGAAAUUCAUCUCUACAAUUUGAUGGAAGAGACAUUUGGGGAGCAUUGGUCAACUGAGCUAUCCUCGCAUAAUUCUUUCUGUACUGUCGAAAUGGCCAAUGAAAACCGUUUACAACAGGAUCACCCUUGCGUUAUUGAACUUAUCAGAAGAUUGUUCUUGUACCUGCCAUCCCCAAAAGAGAAUUCUCCUAACCUUAAUUUUCCCGAUGUAUCGGACCCAUCUUCAGGCCAAUCCAAAGUAAUCCUUAAUCACCUAAAAAAUAAAUCUGGAGCUUUUUUUGUUGAGUGUGGGGCAUUAGAUGGUGAAUAUGGCUCUAAUACGCUAUACAUGGAGCGAUACCUGGAGUGGAAAGGAAUACUGAUCGAAGCGAACAGAGAAUUAUUUAAAGAAGUUUUGGCAAAACGACGCCAUGCUUGGUCUUUACCAGUUUGCCUCAGUACGAAACCAUUCCCUACUAAGGUUCAAUUCGAUGCCAAUGACGAAGCAGGGAAGAUUUAUGAACCCAACAAAUUAAAAAAAAAUGCUGAAAAGGAGGACAUAUCAAGCUGGCUUAUUGAAGCACAAUGCUUCCCAUUGUAUUCAAUUUUGCUGGCUGUGGGCCAGACUCGUGUAGAUUAUUUUAGUCUCGACGUAGAAGGAAGUGAAAUUAAUAUCCUCACAAACAUACCCUGGAAGCAUGUUGACAUAAAGACACUGACAGUGGAGAUCACAUCACGAAGCAAACGAGAAAUACAAAAUCUUACAAAAUACAUGAAAAAACAGGGAUACCAAAAUACUGAAUUAAUGGACGGACCUGGAUACUAUGAUUUAGUUUUCAUUAAAAAAAGCUGAUCACAUUAAUACAUUAUUUUAUUGGAAACUGGGAUAAAACCAAAAAACGUAUAACAGAUUUCUUUUAAUUGUAAUAA
Molecule: messenger RNA, 1209 nt
Organism: Daphnia pulicaria
Lineage: Eukaryota; Metazoa; Arthropoda; Branchiopoda; Diplostraca; Daphniidae
Product: protein Star-like
Exons: 6
Coding region: 197-1132 (311 amino acids)
Source: RefSeq, a predicted model, not a curated record